Ictidomys tridecemlineatus (thirteen-lined ground squirrel) is the source of this 3685-nucleotide messenger RNA. Lineage: Eukaryota; Metazoa; Chordata; Mammalia; Rodentia; Sciuridae. The record is from RefSeq and is a predicted model, not a curated record.
UCCGUCUCCUGAUGUAUCAAGCUAAGCUACAAGAGGAAAAUGGGGAAGACUUUGGGAAAACCACCUGCACAACCGAGGUCCAGGCAGCGUUUAUCCUCUCCUCCUUUGUGACCUUCUUCAGUGGACUCCUCAUUUUAUUCCUGUGCAGAUUGCUCUGGAGAAUCAUAAAAAAAGGGGGAAACUUCCAGGGCACCGGAUUUGUCUUGGAUUUCCUCUCAUCAGGUAGUUUUCACAGCAGUACUUUAAGAAGGCUUUAUUUUUAUGGAGUAUUCCGUGAUCGUAUAGAAAUGUUGCUUUCAGCACAGACCUUUGUGGGGCAAGUGCUGGUGAUUCUUGUGUUUGUACUAAGCAUCGGCUCUCUUAUAAUCUAUUUCAUCAAUUCUACUGACCCUGUUGGAAGCUGUUCUUCAUAUGAAGACAAAACAAUCCCUGUGGAUUUGAUUUUCAAUGCUUUCUUCAGUUUCUAUUUUGGGUUGAGAUUUUUGGCAGCUGAUGACAAGAUCAAGUUCUGGUUGGAGAUGAAUUCCAUUGUAGACAUUUUCACCAUCCCACCAACAUUUAUUUCUUAUUACUUGAAGAGUAAUUGGCUAGGUUUAAGGUUUCUAAGAGCUUUGCGGCUACUGGAACUCCCUCGAAUCUUGCAAAUUCUACAAGCCAUCAAGACAAGUAACUCAGUGAAGUUUUCCAAACUGUUAUCAAUAGCUCUCAGUACCUGGUUCACGGCAGCAGGAUUCAUUCACCUGGUGGAAAAUUUUGGUGAUCCCUGGCUCAAAGGUAGAAAUUCACAAAAUAUAACAUAUUUUGAGUCCAUUUACCUGGUCAUGGCAACAACGUCAACCGUCGGCUUUGGAGAUGUGGUAGCCAAGACAUCCCUAGGACGGACCUUUAUCAUGUUCUUCACCCUGGGGAGUUUGAUAUUGUUUGCGAACUAUAUCCCUGAAAUGGUGGAACUUUUUGCUAACAAAAGGAAAUACAUCAGUUCCUAUGAAGUGGUCAAAGGGAAGAAGUUCAUUGUAGUCUGUGGAAACAUCACUGUAGACAGUGUGACCGCUUUCCUGAGGAAUUUUCUACGUCACAGGUCAGGGGAAAUCAACACUGAGAUUGUUUUUCUGGGAGAAGUCACUCCUUCUUUGGAAUUGGAGACUAUAUUUAAAUGCUACUUGGCCUAUACAACUUUUAUCUCUGGGUCUGCACUGAAGUGGGAGGAUCUGAGGCGAGUUGCGGUGGAGUCUGCAGAAGCAUGCCUGAUUAUAGCCAACCCCUUGUGCAGUGAUUUACAUGCUGAGGACACUUCAAAUAUUAUGAGGGUGCUCUCUAUCAAAAACUAUUACCCAAAGACUAGAGUCAUCAUACAAAUCCUUCAGUCCCAUAACAAGGAUUUCCUGCCAAAGAUUCCCAGCUGGAACUGGAGUACUGGAGACAACAUCAUCUGUUUUGCUGAAUUAAAGCUUGGAUUUAUGGCUCAAGGCUGUCUGGUGCCAGGCUUGUGUACCUUUCUAACGUCUUUAUUUGUUGAGCAAAACAAAAAGAUUUCUCCUAAACAGACCUGGCAAAAAUAUUUCUUGAAUAGCCUGAAGAACAAAAUCCUGACUCAACGUCUCUCUGAUGACUUUGCUGGAAUGAGUUUUCCGGAGGUUUCCCGGCUCUGCUUUGUGAAGAUGAACCUUAUGCUGAUAGCCAUCGAAUACAAGCCCCUCUUUCAGAGUGGUUACUGUGGUCUGAUACUAAAUCCACCUGCACAAAUUAAGCUACGGAAGAAUACAUUAGGAUUCUUUAUUGCUGAAUCUCCAAAAGAAGUCAAAAGAGCCUUAUUUUACUGUGCCACCUGUCACAGUGAUGUGUAUAAUCCUGAGCUAAUUGAAAAAUGUGACUGCAAAAGUAAGAGCCGACAUCACCUCUCAGGGACAGCAAUAAUGGUAAUGAAAAGCUUCAGGAAGUCAUUCUGUGGCACAGUGGCAUCAGAUUCUUUUCCAGGACAGCACAGAAGCUCAAUUAGCUUUUCAAGUCUGGCAACCAAGACUCUUCUAGGCAAUACAGAGCAAGAAUCUGACAAACUUGAUGGCUCCGGCAUGUUUCACUGGUGCAAAGCCGUCCCUUUGGAAAUGGUAACUUUGAAACGAUCUGAAAAGUCAAAACAUGAUUUUCGGAACCACAUCAUAGCGUGCAUAUUUGGAGAUGCCCACACAGCCCUGAUGGGGCUUCGGAACUUUGUGAUGCCCCUAAGAGCUAGCAACUAUACCCGGCAGGAGCUGAAAGACAUUGUGUUCCUUGGGUCUCUGGAUUACAUGCAAAAAGAAUGGCGAUUUCUCCGGAAUUUCCCUCAUAUAUAUAUUCUGCCUGGAUCUGCACUCUAUCCUGCAGACCUACAGGCACUCAACAUAGAGAAAUGUUCCAUGUGUGCUAUCUUAGCACCCUCAUCUAAGCCAUCGAGCAGCCAGACUCUGGUUGACACAGAGACCAUCAUGGCCACUCUCAAUAUCGGAUCACUGCGGAUCGUCCCCUCUACUGAGAAACAUUCAACAAAAGAAGUGUGUUUGCUUGACUUCAGAGACUCUUGUGGGAAAUCAAAAUGCCGACGAAUCCCCACCCUCACUGAACUGAAAAAUCCUUCCAACAUCCACUUUAUUGAGCAGAUUGGUGGACUGGAAGGGAACUUCACGGGGACAAGCCUGCAUCUGAGCGCUUCCUUUUCCACAGGCGCCGUCUUCUCUGGAAACUUCUUGGAUUCCCUCCUGGCCACCGCCUUCUACAACUACCGUGUCCUGGAAUUACUUCAGAUGCUGGUGACAGGAGGAGUAAGCUCUCAGAUGGAACAACAACUGGAUAAGGAGAAGUUCACUGGGUUGACUGACAGCUACUCUAUGUAUUCGUCUGGAAGAAUGCGGUGUAAACUGGGGCUUCUGUCCUUAGAGCAAACGAUUUUAUCAGACAUUCAACCAAGAACCACCUUUGGACAACUAUUCUGUGGCUCAUUAGAUUGUCUUGGAAUCUUAUGUGUUGGCUUAUACCGCAUGAUAGAUGAAGAGGCGAGCAACCCAGAACAUAAAAGGUUUGUGAUUACCCGACCAGCCAAUGACCUUAAGUUGCUGCCUUCAGAUCUUGUGUUUUGUGCCAUCCCUUUCAGCACUGUCUGUGAAAAAAAGGAUGGUGGUUCAUCUCAACCAAUACAUGAAGUUCAAAAUAUUGUAUCAAGAGAAUCAUCGAUGAAUGCAAACCUAAGUUAUCCUACUGCGGUUUACCCAGUGAGUGAGAGUACGCCACAGAAAUUGUUUAGUUCCGUCCAAUCUAUGGAGGUAAAACCUUCUUUCUUUUCUGAAACUCAACAAGCAACGCCUAGUUUGAGUUUUAGGCUCUCAACCGACACAAAGGCUAAUGAAAAUGUGAAAGAAAAUGAAAAGGAAAACAUGAAGGAAACCCUGAAGGAGAAUGCACCAUAGUGUCCAAGCUAAACUGGACCCAUUGAUAUUCUCCACAAACUUCUAAUCUGAUACUAACAAGGCAUCUCCAAAGAUGAUGACUUUGAACAAAGAAAAUAAAAAUGGAAGCAUGCCACUUUUGUGCCCAUGGCUUGCUGGGUGGUUGACCAGCAAGCCACACUGUUUUGGAAGAGACCAAAAUCUAAUCUUGUCCCACUGGAUCUGGUGUGAUAAAUAAAGAGAUAUAUGAUAAAUGCUAUUAAGGGAAA